Molecule: messenger RNA, 1269 nt
Organism: Orbilia oligospora ATCC 24927
Lineage: Eukaryota; Fungi; Ascomycota; Orbiliomycetes; Orbiliales; Orbiliaceae
Exons: 3
Coding region: 1-1269 (422 amino acids)
Molecular function (GO): molybdenum ion binding; pyridoxal phosphate binding; catalytic activity
Source: RefSeq, a predicted model, not a curated record
AUGAAGAUUAAAGAUCUCUACAUCUACCCGGUCAAAUCCCUCCGAGGUUGCAGUGUCCCAACGGCAACACUAACCCGUCACGGUCUAAAACAUGACCGCAAAUACAUGAUCGUUCGCAUAACCCCCAGCGACUGCAAUAACAACGUUGACAGCAAUAAUAAUAAUGUCAAUGGCAGCACAGGUGGGAAAGGAAAAUAUACCUACGAAAGCCAAUACGUCGGUCGUGUAGACUCCCUCUGCCUAUUCAGCGCCAGUAUCUUACCAAACUACGAGAACGCGGAAGUUAUCCGUGUGACGUAUAAUACACCCGUACCCUCAUCAGGGGCGAAUGAGAAGGAGAAACAGGAAGAUAAUGGUGGUGAUGAUGGUGGGAAUCCAUACAUUGAGUUCCCCAUUAUCGCAGACUACAAGAAUCUGGUAAAAGUGGAUUUGAGUAUCCACCUAUCGGAUUGUGUGGGGUACGAUAUGGGACCCAAAUACCAGGAAUUUUUCACAAAGUAUCUCGGAUACCCCGCGAAACUGGUCUAUGUGGGUGAUAGUACCAGGGAGGUAAAGGGAAACCUGGCGCCGAAUCAGACGCAUUUGACGAAGGAGAAUGAUUUCGAUAGCGGCCCAACAGCGGGGUCGAAUGACUGGUUUAUAUUUGGACUUUUCACAUGGAUUUUAUGGUAUCUUUUGGGAUGGAAUAAAAACGAUAUUGAAGGUCAUUCGAAGUAUACGAUACAAUUCGCUGAUGUGGCGCCCGUGCUCGUGACGUCUACCGUUAGUUUGGAAGAGUUGAAUAGUGGGAAAGGGGAGGAUGGGAAGAAUGAACUGGUAUUGGAUAUUACGAAGAUGAGGUCGAAUAUUGUGCUUGAGCCUUCGACUUCAAAUGAGAUGACACCAUUUGAAGAAGAUUAUUGGGCUGAGUUGGAGGUUUCUAAUGGGAAGAGUGGUGAUGAUGAAGAAGAAGUUGGUGAUAGAAAAGAGGCUAGGAGGAUCAUACUCACGGGAAACUGUGGGAGAUGUAAGAGUUUAAACGUGGAUUACGAAACCGGGAAGCAGUUACCGGUUCAUGGACAGAUGUUGAAGAGGUUGUCGGAUAUGAAGAGGAGAGUGGAUGCUGGGUAUGGGUAUUCGCCUAUCUUUGGGAGGUAUGGGUUUAUUGAGAAGGGUAGUUUGGAGAAGGAGGUUAAGGUUGGAGAGGAAGUUACGGUUACGAAGAAGAAUGAGGAGAGGACGGUGUUUUAUUGGCCUGGAUUAUCGAGUGGGACGAAGCCUAGAAAGUAA